Molecule: messenger RNA, 1881 nt
Organism: Alternaria burnsii
Lineage: Eukaryota; Fungi; Ascomycota; Dothideomycetes; Pleosporales; Pleosporaceae
Exons: 7
Coding region: 1-1881 (626 amino acids)
Biological process (GO): fumarate transport; succinate transport; transmembrane transport
Molecular function (GO): actin binding
Source: RefSeq, a predicted model, not a curated record
AUGUCUGCAAAGUCGGUGCAAGGGCCUGGCGGCAAGAAGCCCGCGUCGGCGGCCACAAACUUGAUCGCCGGUGGUGGUGCUGGAAUGAUGGAGGCACUCGCGUGCCAUCCGCUAGACACAAUCAAAGUCCGAAUGCAACUGUCAAGACGAGCUCGUGCACCAGGAGCGAAGAAACGUGGUUUCAUCACGACCGGAGCCGAGAUCGUAAAGAGGGAAACAGCAUUGGGUCUAUAUAAGGGAUUAGGCGCCGUGCUCACAGGCAUUGUUCCAAAAAUGGCUAUACGAUUUACGAGUUACGAGUGGUAUAAGCAGCUGUUGGCAGACAAGGAGGGUAAUGUCGCGUCGAAAUCAACAUUCAUGGCUGGUCUCGCUGCUGGUAUCACGGAAGCCGUCCUUGUCGUCACACCAAUGGAGGUUGUCAAGAUCCGUUUACAAGCACAGCACCACUCGAUGGCUGAUCCGCUUGAUAUACCGAAGUACCGAAACGCCGCCCAUGCCAUGUACACUGUCAUAAAGGAGGAAGGUGCUGGCGCAUUAUGGCGGGGUGUCUCGCUCACAGCAUUGCGUCAGGGAACGAACCAAGCGGCAAACUUCACUGCAUACUCGGAACUGAGGGCGCAAUUGCAAAAGUACCACGGCACUACGGACCUACCAGGUUAUGAGACGAGUCUGAUUGGGUUGAUCAGUGGUGCUGUUGGUCCGUUCACAAAUGCGCCGAUCGACACUAUCAAGACGAGGUUACAGAAGACACCGGCGGAAGCGGGUCAAAGUGCUGUCCAGAGGAUAGUAAACAUCGGAAACGACAUGUGGAAACAGGAAGGCGUACGCAGUUUCUACAAGGGCAUCACACCGCGUGUCAUGCGAGUUGCUCCCGGCCAAGCCGUUACAUUUACCGUGUACGAGUAUCUGAAGGCUUCCCAAGAGCUCAAGUCUGCCCUCGGCAGCCUCGUAACGUCGACAUCACAACGCGGUAUCAUAGCCACAAUCCAGAACGAAACCAUUGUCCCCAGCGGCACAAUACCCUCGUCAUCAUCCACUUUCAAUGCCGACCUCUCGAACCUCCAGUCCCACAUCCAACCCAAUGCCGCCCUCUACAUCCUCCUCCGCCGCGCCGACUCGCUCGCUUCACCCGACAAGUCCCUCGUGGCCGUAACCUACGUCCCCAAUGCUGCGCCUGUACGUCAAAAAAUGCUCUUCGCGUCCACACGCCUCACACUCGUGCGUGAGCUGGGCGGAGAACACUUCGCAGAGAGCGUCUUCACAACCGAAGCUUCAGAGCUCACGUCGGAAGGCUGGGAGAAGCACAUUGCGCAUACGGAAUCGGAAAACCCGCUGACGGCGGAAGAACAAUCGUUGCAAGAUAUCAAGGCUGCUGAGGCGCUGGAGAGUAGAGGGACGCGCGGUCAGGGCCUAGCCCAAGGAGGCAGGAUUGCCAUUCGUGCCAGCGAUGAGAUUGGCGGUGCGCUGAAGAAGUUGGGUCAAGGUGGGACCGAUAAUCUUGUGCAGCUGCGCAUGAACGGCUCGAAUGAGACCCUCGAGCUAGUUUCUUCGUCGUCCGCAACGCCUUCUACCAUCGCCCAGGCUAUUGAUGCAAAGGAGCCACGGUAUUCGUUCUACCGCCACGAUGACUCUGCGGCGAGUAUCGUCUUCAUAUCGACGUGUCCUAGUGGAGCGAAGAUCAGGGAGAGGAUGUUGUACGCGGCAAGUAGGGGUAACGUGGUCAGUCUGGCGCAGAACGAAGGUGGGUUGAAGGUGGAGAAGAAGAUCGAGGCGACAGAUCCUGAAGAGAUCACUGAGCAGGUUAUCAUGGAUGAGUUUAAGGUGGAAAAGAAGGAGGAAAGUAAAGGCUUCGCGAAGCCCAAGAGGCCUGGAAGGCGGUAA